Thamnophis sirtalis is the source of this 3454-nucleotide messenger RNA. The record is from RefSeq and is a predicted model, not a curated record. Lineage: Eukaryota; Metazoa; Chordata; Lepidosauria; Squamata; Natricidae.
UGCUGACUCUCUGUAAACCGCUUAGAGAGGCCUGAAAGGCCUAUGAAGCGGUAUAUAAGUCUACUGCUAUUGGUUUAAACCAAAUUAAAAGUCAUUGCCGCUGUCUCCCAAUUACAUUUUCUUCCUUCCCUAGCAUUUUUCCUGCAGAUAUAGGGUUCACUUUUUCUCUCCCGAUCAACCAAAUGUUGAACCCUUGGCUGCGGUAGGGAGGGAUUAAGCGUCUGGUUUGUCCCCGAGUCUGAUGUCCUGGACUGAGAGAGGAAUGGUUUUUUUAUUGUUAAAGCCGGACUACCGCCCACAGAUUCGAGGAGCUCACAAUGAACUAGUUUGUAGCAAGAUGUCUUAACCAAAUCGGCUCUUCCUCCCAAAUUCUUCAGAUUCGAACUUUAUAACAAGGAAUUACUGUUCAGUCCUAUGUCUUUCAAGGACAUGAUAUAUUCAACUAUCAAUGCAAAACCAGAAGGCUCGCGAGAUUAUUACGAGAGAGAGGGGGGGGAAGUCUCGCGAGUUUUUGUUGAUUGCGUUUGGAAAAGGAACAAACCGAACUCUCUAGCUUAGAGAUAGGCUCAUUGCUUCUGACUUCAGCGCAGUGGCGCACGCGCAGUUGUACUGGCUGCGCCGGCCGUCUCCCUUCUGUCUCUUUCUGUGCGCGCGCGAGUAAGAGUAAAGCGAACGUAGAGGACAACGGAGACUAUUUGGCAAUUGCUCCUUCUCAUCCCUUACUCGUUUUCCAGGAUACGGAGCGAACCGACGAGCCGAGGGCAGCAUAAGAAGCGGUGGAGCACGAAGCGUUCGGGCACGGCCUUGAGGAAUCGUUGAGGCAUAAGUACCGAGAGUGAGGCCUAACACGGGCCCCAGCCGGGAAAUGGGACCGGUUUGUGUCACGCGAAGAGGAACCCGCCAUCCCUGGUUUUAGGAGCUCGUGGAAGCGACACCUGACGGUCCCAGCCGAAGGAACUAUUCUUCUAUAGGCCGGCAGGAGGGACUAGUCUUACAGAGUCGAACCUGGCAAGGGGCCCCAAUGGCGACUGCUUCUUUCUCUUCCACCUCUUGGGCGCCUUGACGGAUUCUUGUUUGCCGGAGAGAGAUACCGAUGCCGAGUACCUCAGAGGCGGCGACGUUCGGAGGGGGGAGCGGUGUCCGGGCCUGGGUCGGCGGCUCCGAAUCACCAGUGGCAGAAAAAAAGCGUUUGCAUCACCGGCGGCGGAAGCGCUACGCUUCGGCGCAGCCGCCCCCGCCUUCAUUGCCUCCGUCACCUGUGGCGGGCCCGCCGGCACCUUCCCUGCUGUUCCCGCUGCUGCAGCCCUCGCUCCUGCAGCCGCCGCUGCCGCCGCAGUCUCUCCUGUUCCUGGCGGCCACUGGCGGCGCCGCCUCCUCCUGCUGUGGGGAAGGGGGGGAGCGGAAGCGACCGCGAGGCAAGCGGCGAUCAGGGAUUCGGGGCAAACGGCGGCGCGGCAGAUCAGGGGGUGCAGGUGGAGGUAGCUCAGGGGCGGCCCUCGCAGCCUCGGAGCGACGCGGGACUGGGGCGGGCUUGGGGCCACUGGUAGAGGCGGCGGCCGAAGAAUACGACGACGUAAGCUCCCAGUCGGAGGGACCGGUGGGAGGCGGGACGGCCGGGGUAGGGAGCGGCGGCGGGAGUCCGGCGUCCUCCGGUGGCGGCGGGGGCAACCAGCAACGCUCAAGCCGCGGUGAGGCGGAUCGGAGCAUCCGGCGACCGCGCAGGGAACACCGCAGCAACAGUGGGCGUCGCUCUCGGGAGCGGCACCGGGAACACCGUAGGCGGGGGGCGGACAAGGUGUCGUUACAGCAGGAGGGGGUGGCCGCGGCUGCCAGGGGGGGAGCCGAGGCAUCCUCUUCUUCCUCUAAAUCUCGCAGCCGCCACAAUCACAGCGGUGGCCAGGACCGAGAUGGUUCCCGGGGCGGCGGCGGCGGCAGCGACGGCCGCAGGAAGGGCUCAGCUGCGUCGCCCAGUAGCAGUCGGAAAGACCGGGAAAAUAAAAGCCACCGGAACCGGACGAAAGCAGGCAAAGAGCCUCCCUCAGCUUACAAGGAACCGCCUAAAGCCUACCGGGAGGAUAAGACAGAACCCAGGGCCUACAGGCGUCAACGGUCGUCACUCAGCCCUUAUCGAGAUGACAGCCCAAUUAGUCACAGAGCUUCACAAAGCCAACGGAACCGCAAGUCCCCCAGUCCCCGUUCUUCUCUUAGCCCUUAUUGGCGUCGGUCACCCAGCUACGGCCGGCACAGUUCUUUCGAGUGUGGUGGGGAUGUAUCACUGAGUCCUUACAGACGUCGCUCACGCAGCCCUUAUAGCCCAGCCAUCAGGAAGACAACUACAGUAGAAUCUCUGACAAAAACAAAAGUUUCUGUUCAAGAAACUAAAGUGGAAAACAAUGUGAUUGUAGAGAAAGUAGUUAAACAAAAUGUUUUAUCAGCAAAAGAAAAUAAAUCAACCCUUAUGAAACCAACAACACAACCUGUUGUAGUGAAAGAGAAGAAUAAGCCUCAUAUCCUAACUGCAACAUCUAAGGAGAAAGACUGUAGUGUUGCACCAAUCACUUCCACUCUGCCACCCCUGCCUCUUCCUCCUGUGCUGCCUGAAGAUAAAGAUACAGAUUGUUUGCAAGGUAACAUUUCAGUAAAAGCAGUAAAAAAAGAAGUGGAAAAGAAAUUAUGCCAUUUGCUUGCAGACUUGCCAUUGCCACCUGAGUUUCCUGGAAGAGAUGAUAUAUCUCAAAGCCCCGAAGAGAAAAAGAUUCUAGUGCAAUCACAUCAUAAAAAGAGACCAAAGAUAUGUAGACCACGUCAUGGUGAAACAAAGCAGAAAGAAAUUGACUAGGGGAAACAGUGUGUGGAUAAGUUUGAUAUCAUUGGCAUUAUUGGAGAAGGCACAUAUGGGCAAGUUUACAAAGCAAGAGAUAAAGAUACAGGGGAAAUGGUGGCAUUAAAGAAAGUACAGUUGGAUAAUGAGAAAGAAGGUUUUCCUAUUACAGCUAUUAGGGAAAUAAAGAUUCUUCGACAACUAAAUCAUCAAAGUAUAAUCAACAUGAAAGAAAUAGUGACAGAUAAGGUAGAUGCUUGGGAUUUCAAGAAAGAUAAAGGUGCUUUCUACCUUGUAUUUGAAUAUAUGGAUCAUGAUCUCAUGGGGCUUCUGGAAUCUGGCUUGGUUCAUUUUGAUGAAAGUCAUAUUAAAUCUUUCAUGAGACAGUUGAUGGAAGGCUUGGAUUAUUGCCAUAAGAAGAAUUUCUUACAUCGAGAUAUAAAAUGUUCUAACAUCUUACUAAACAACAGGGGGCAGAUCAAGCUUGCAGAUUUUGGUCUUGCUCGCCUGUACAGCUCUGAAGAGAGUCGACCAUAUACCAACAAAGUUAUCACUUUAUGGUACCGUUCCCCUGAACUUCUGCUAGGAGAGGAACAAUAUACACCUGCCAUUGAUGUCUGGAGCUGUGGGUAA